Messenger RNA from Zonotrichia albicollis (white-throated sparrow), 3616 nucleotides. NCBI's taxonomy places the organism in Eukaryota, Metazoa, Chordata, Aves, Passeriformes, Passerellidae. The record is from RefSeq and is a predicted model, not a curated record.
CCGCCGGGGUCGUGGCGCGUCAGCGCUUCCGGCCGCGCCCGGGGCUGAGCGGGAGCAGCGGCCGGGAACGGACCGGGAGUGAACCGGGAACAAACUGGGAACGGGGCGGCAGCCCAGGGAGAAGGAAGAUGGAAAGCGCCCCUGUCCUGCUGGAGUCCAAGUCCUCCCCCAUCAACCUGCUGAACGAGAUGCAGCAGCUGCGGCUGCUGGGCCACCUGUGUGACGUCACCGUCAGCGUGGAGUACCAGGGCGUGCGUGCCGAGUUCCCGGCGCACAAGGCCGUGCUGGCCGCCACCAGCAAGUUCUUCAAGGAGGUUUUCCUCAACGAGGAGCCUGUGGGCGGCCCCCGCAGCAACGUGAUCCUCAACGAGGUGCGCGUGGCGGAUUUCGCCUCCUUCCUGGAGUUCGUCUACACGGCGCGCGUGGAGGUGGAGGAGGACAGGGUGCAGCGCAUGCUGGAGAUCGCCGAGAAGCUCAAGUGCCUGGAUCUCUCUGAGACUUGCUUCCAGCUGAAGAGGCAGAUGCUGGAGUCCGUGCUGCUGGAGCUGCAGAACUUCUCGGAGUCGCAGAAUUCCGAGGAGGAGAGCGCCGCCCGCCCUGGCGCUGUGCCCGCGGCCAAGGCCGAGCGGGAUCCUCCGGAUUGUUCCGGAGCGUCUCCUGAGGGGCCGGCUGCCAAGGCCAAGGAGAAGGCGGACAAAAAGAAGGAAGUGCUGAAGGCUCCUUACACCAAGAUCCGCAGGGCGAGCGGGCGGCUGGCCGGCAGGAAGGUGUUCGUGGAGAUCCCCAAGAAGAAAUACACACGGAGGCUGCGGGAGCAGCAGCGGAACGCCGAGGAGGAAAAGCAGCCCAAGGGCGAGGAGGGAGAGCGGGAGCAGGAGGAGAACUCCAGCCAACCCGAGGCGGCCUCCCAGGAAAACCCCGCCAAGGGCGAGGAGGAGGAGGAGGAGGAGGAGGAGAAGAAGAAGCGCGGCGGCGCCUUCAAGUGCGGCACGUGCCAGAAGGAGUUCCUGUACGAGAAGAGCUUCCUGAAGCACAUCCAGCAGAGCCACGGCAUCGCCUCGGCGCUGGAGUUCCGCUGCGAGACGUGCGCGCAGACCUUCGCCAACCGCUGCAACCUGCGCAGCCACCAGCGGCACGUGCACAGCAGCGAGCGCCGCUUCCCCUGCGAGCUCUGCGCCAAGCGCUUCAAGAGGAAGAAGGACGUCAAGAGGCACGUGCUGCAGGUGCACGAGGGCGGCGGCGAGCGCCACCAGUGCCACCAGUGCGGCAAGGGGCUCAGCUCCCGCACGGCGCUGCGGCUGCACGAGCGCACGCACACGGGGCACAAGCCCUACGGCUGCCCCGAGUGCCAGGCCAAGUUCUCGCAGCCCUCGGCGCUGAAAACGCACAUGAGGAUCCACACGGGGGAGAAGCCCUUUGUGUGUGAUGAGUGUGGGGCCCGCUUCACCCAGAACCACAUGCUCAUCUACCACAGGCGCUGCCACACAGGGGAAAGGCCUUUCAUGUGUGAAACCUGUGGGAAGAGCUUUGCCUCCAAGGAAUACUUGAAACACCACAACCGGAUCCACACGGGAUCCAAGCCCUUCAAAUGUGAGGUUUGCUUCCGGACCUUUGCCCAGAGGAAUUCCCUGUACCAGCACAUCAAAGUCCACACAGGGGAGCGGCCGUACUGCUGUGACCAGUGCGGGAAGCAGUUCACGCAGCUGAACGCGCUGCAGCGGCACCACCGCAUCCACACCGGCGAGAAGCCCUUCAUGUGCAACGCCUGCGGCCGGACCUUCACCGACAAAUCCACCCUGCGCCGGCACACCUCGGUACGGUCCCGCUGCCAGGGGGAUCUGGGGAGGAAUCGUUCCCUGGGAGGUUGGGAUGGCCCUGGCACGGUUCUCCCAGAAAAGCUGUGGGUGCAGGACCUUCACCGACAAAUCCACCCUGCGCCGGCACACCUUGGUAUGAUCCCACAGUUAGGGGGGAUGUUGGGAGGAAUCAUCCCCUGGGAGGUUGGGAAGGCUCUGGCACAGUUCUCCCAGAAAAGCUCUGGGUGCAGGACCUUCACCGACAAAUCCACCCUGCGCCGGCACACCUUGAUCCAUGACAAAAACACCCCCUGGAAAUCCUUCCUCGUCAUCGUGGAAGGAGCCGCAAAGAAUGACGAGGGGCACAAAACGGAGCUUCCUGAUGAGGAAUACGAGGUGUCCCCCAAAAUCCCGGAAAAGCUGCUGUCCUUCCCAGAGAACAGCCCCUACCAGAGCCUGGCAGCAGUCCCAGGAAGCGGGAAUUCCAGCACGGACUGUAAGGCCUCUGGAGCACAGGAGUCCCUGCUGGGAGAGCUCACUGUGCUCCACACGCAGACGGACUCUGGGCAGCCCCAGCUCCAUGCCCUGGUGAACAUGGAAUAAUUUGGGAUUGCCUCCUGCUCCUUAGGCUGCACCCCUUGUACAGUCCUUGGCCUGAGGGAGGCUGGUGGUGGGAAGCUGGGAAAGUGUGGGUUUCCAGCUUUCCUCUGGAAAUUCCUUCCCCAGCUCCAUCUCCUGAUGGUCGGGCAGGGUGGCACCACACCAGGGAAUUAGUGGGAGUUGAUCCCCUAGGAAUUCAGGGGGUGGCUCAGGUACCUUGGUGGUGCAGGUUUGUUUUCCAGGGAAUUCAAUGCCACAUGGACAAUCAGGAGAACCGAUGUUUCUCUAUGACAUUUGCUAUGUUUUCCCCAGUGGAAUUUCAUCCAGGAGAAGUCUGGCUAAAUUUGCUUUUCAGGAAAUGUUGGUUUCUCUCUGCUUUUGCCAAAGAUCCCAACGAGUGGGAGCAGCUUUGGAGUUUCAUUCCAGGAGUUUGGAGUCUCUGAGCAGCAAAAAGGGGCAGGUGGCAGCCAAGUGCUGCUUCUUUGGUUUUACAAUUGCAGGGAAACUGGAGCAGUCUGGCACUUGGAUCCUGUCAGUUCUCACCCUCCAGCUGCUCCAGCUCCCAUGGAAUUCAGAGAACAAGACAUCUCCUAGAGCUGUGCUGGAAGGGGCUCAGUUCAGAGGCUUUUCCUGCUCCAUUUUUAGUGGAAUAGGAUUUGAGGGAUUUCCCCUGGGCAGGGAAGGAGCCUUGGAAUGUUGUUCCAGCUGGGCUGACUCCUGGUUUUUCACAACAGCAGCUCAGUGUGCUAUGGUUUAAUGCCUCAAACCUUGGGAUGGGCUUCCCAGUGUAAAAACCCACUUGUCCCAUUCUUUUUCCCAUUUUUUUGCCUGUUCCUGUAGUAUUCCCACAGCAAUUCCUCAGCCGAAGCUGUGAGCAGAACUUUGGGAAAGGUAAGCACAAUCCAGCCUGGUGAGAUCCAGCAAUAAAGACCCCCCACCUGUGGCACAGAGCUAUUUUUUGGGAUAAAGGGAUGGCAGAGGCUUUCUCAUGGAACUCUAAGAUAGAAAAAAGGGAAUUUUUGUACCAGAGGACAUUUCCAAGAGGUUAUAUUUGAGAUAUUUAUUCCUGCUGGAGCUCAGUUAUUCCCAAUGGAAGGAAAGGGGUUGUAGAUAUAUUUAAGGGCUGAGCACUGGGAUCUGGAGCCGGGGAAUGUUUUGUAAGUGAGUUACUUGUUUGAGCUGUUCCUAAUAAAAUAUGGAAUAUGGAGACCUCCCAGUGA